This is a messenger RNA of Galeopterus variegatus (Sunda flying lemur), 4321 nucleotides long. Its product is annotated as potassium voltage-gated channel subfamily C member 2. Bases 1 to 1314 code for a protein of 437 amino acids. Gene Ontology annotation, molecular function: delayed rectifier potassium channel activity. The transcript is spliced from 4 exons. Gene Ontology annotation, cellular component: neuronal cell body membrane; voltage-gated potassium channel complex; dendrite membrane. The record is from RefSeq and is a predicted model, not a curated record. NCBI's taxonomy places the organism in Eukaryota, Metazoa, Chordata, Mammalia, Dermoptera, Cynocephalidae. Gene Ontology annotation, biological process: potassium ion transmembrane transport.
AUGGCUGGCUUGCCCGAUCUGAGCCAGCCGGCUCUGCACCCCCUGGAGAAAAUGGAGGCAGCACUGAUGAAGGCGCCUUGCCUGUUUAUUGCUUUUGCUUCUUUAUUCUUCAUCCUGGUUUCAAUCACAACGUUCUGCCUGGAGACACAUGAAGCUUUCAAUAUUGUUAGAAACAAGACAGAACCAGUCAUCAAUGGCACAAGUGUCGUUCUACAGUAUGAAAUCGAAACGGAUCCUGCCUUGACAUACGUAGAAGGAGUGUGUGUGGUGUGGUUUACUUUUGAAUUUUUAGUCCGUAUUGUUUUUUCACCCAAUAAACUUGAAUUCGUCAAAAAUCUCUUGAAUAUCAUUGACUUUGUGGCCAUCCUACCCUUCUACUUAGAGGUGGGACUCAGUGGGCUGUCAUCCAAAGCAGCUAAAGAUGUACUUGGCUUCCUCAGGGUGGUAAGGUUUGUGAGGAUCCUGAGAAUCUUCAAGCUCACCCGCCAUUUUGUAGGUCUGAGGGUGCUUGGACACACUCUUCGAGCUAGUACUAAUGAAUUUUUGCUGCUGAUAAUCUUCCUGGCUCUAGGAGUUUUGAUAUUUGCUACCAUGAUCUACUAUGCCGAGAGAGUAGGAGCUCAACCGAAUGACCCUUCAGCUAGUGAGCACACACAGUUCAAGAACAUUCCCAUUGGGUUCUGGUGGGCUGUGGUAACCAUGACUACCCUGGGUUAUGGAGAUAUGUACCCCCAAACAUGGUCAGGGAUGCUGGUGGGAGCCCUGUGUGCUCUGGCUGGAGUGCUGACAAUAGCCAUGCCUGUGCCUGUCAUUGUCAACAAUUUUGGAAUGUAUUACUCCUUGGCAAUGGCGAAGCAGAAACUUCCAAGAAAAAGAAAGAAGCACAUCCCGCCUGCCCCUCAGGCAAGUUCACCAACCUUUUGCAAGACAGAAUUAAAUAUGACCUACAAUAGCACACAGGGUGACACCUGUCUGGGCAAAGACAACCGGCUUCUGGAACAUAACAGAUCAGUGUUAUCAGGUGACGACAGUACAGGAAGUGAGCCGCCAUUAUCACCCCCAGAAAGGCUUCCCAUCAGACGCUCUAGUACCAGAGACAAAAACAGAAGAGGGGAAACAUGUUUCCUACUGACGACAGGUGAUUACACGUGUGCUCCUGAUGAAGGGAUCAGGAAAGGAUAUGAAAAGUCCCGAAGCUUAAACAACAUAGCGGGCUUGGCAGGCAAUGCUCUGAGGCUCUCUCCAGUAACAUCACCCUACAACUCUCCUUGUCCUCUGAGGCGCUCUCGAUCUCCCAUCCCGUCUAUCUUGUAAACCAAACUGCAUCAGUCGGCUAAACUGUAUUAAUUCAAUUACUGUUACUGUUUGCCCCAUAAUGGAAAUAAUUAAAUGUAGAUUUUCUCCAGGCUCCAUUAAUACAGUUAUAAAGCUUGCAUGAUACUACUAUUUGAAAUCGGAAAUGCUACUUGUGUAGCUAAUGAAUCUUAUCCUGUCUUUAAUGAUUAUCUAAAGUAGUGUUACUACUUCUCCAUAUUAAUUGCCCUGAUCUCCUUCCGCAAUAAAAUGACAGAUAGUGUCAGAUAUUGGUCAGUAUACUAAUACGUAAACAUAUCUUCAGGGAGAUAUAUUUAAAACAGUGUGCUUCCAGAUGCCAACCACUUCAUUGGAACUUCAUUUCUUGUGACUCUAAACAAUUCUGAAGAUGUCUGGGAUCCUAUCUUGAUUGCACACAACAUGACUUUUGUCAGCUUAUUUUCAUGGACCACAUUGUCUAUAUCACCUGAAAACAAUAUUGCAGAAUCUGGGGACCGUGGAUGACUCAGGAUACAUGUACUUGCAUCAAACCAUCCUGCUGAUAUGAAAGCACUGGUCAACUGUUCUGCGUGUUGAAUUGUGGGGCAGGGAGGGUGAGUUUUUCCUUAAUAUCUUUUUUUCCUUAUUUUCUGAAAGAAGUAUUUGCUUUACAUAGGUUAAUUUUUUGGUUGAUUUAUUUUUCUUCAAAAAUGCUGUAUUGCAAUUCUGAAUGUCUCUGGUUGUUUGCACACACAAAACUGCAAAGAGGUUGUCAUUACUGGUUAUGUGCAAGCUGAAGGCAGACCUCUUACUUAAUGACUUAGGGAAGGGGCACAAAACAUGGGAGAAAGGUGACUAUCAGCUAGGCUUAAAUUGUUUAGCCAGGAAUCACUGUUUGUUACUAGAGUCAUUUUUUUUAGUACCCCUGGAUUUGUCAUCAUUUUCAGAGGCAGAGUGCCAAAUAGCACCCAAAGCUUUCAUGUCUUUAUUACCCCAUUCUUUUAUUUUUACGUUAAUUUUUGUGCAAACAUCAAAGGUCACUGGUGUUCACAGGAGGCUUUUUUGAUUAGCCUUAAAUUUCUGAAUGAAAGAAUUAAUCAGAUUUUCAUUUUAAUCGGGUGUUAUAUCCUGUAUGUUUCUGUCUGCCUUAGCUCCCUGUCUUAACCGUGUAUGCCACCUGUCUCUAUGAAGCACAGAAAUGCCUAGACAAAGUGUUUAUGAUUUUAGUACUGGGUACCCAGCCCCCGUCUCCUGCCUUCUUUGCUAUUUGGAAUAGGCUCUCCCCUUUGUGUAUUAAUUAAUGAUGCCCUGUAGACUACCUAAAUUAAUCGGCACUGUGAAUCUUUUUGAUAAGCAAGAUAUAAGCAGCAAUUUCACCAUUGCCCUUAGUUGCCUGCUGCGGUCAGUUUCUACUACCUAGCAACCAGUAUUCGUCACUACACUCUUAACAAAAUCCCUAGGGAGUCUGAUUCAGUCUGAGUGGAAGAAGGUCUGUUUACACAUCCCUAUGAAUGCAUAGUAAUACUAUGUCUGGUAUAUUGGGCAUGAGAGGAAAGAAAAGUGCCCUAAUAUAAAUUGAAGAAUAAACAAUACUUCUAAAGCACGCAGCAUCCUUGAGGCUGUUGAUCAGUUCCUAACUGUCAUGUUUAAUUUUGGUUAGGAAGACAAUUGUCACUUUUAUUAUUGGUCAUGGAACAUGUAUUACUCUAUAUGCCCCAAAUCGAGAGCAUGACUUGCAUGUCAGAGAUCUUGUACAGCAAUGUAUUUACCCAGACAUAGAUAUCUAAUAUUUAGAGAUGCACUGAUCCUUUUGAUAACAGCACACAUGGAAUAUUAUCAUUACACACAGAUUCAGAGUAAAGGAAUUAAAAUGCUGUCCAGUGCUGCUGUUAUUGACUACAGUGUUGUAAAGAAUUUUUCAUGGAUUUUUGACUGCUGAAAAAGAAACGAUGGAAUUUAGCCAUACCAAGACAACUGGAAACAGACUUCUGCUACUGAAUGUACCCUGAUGUGACCAAGUUGCACUUGGAAGAGGUUCCAGCAUCUUCAUUAAGCAUUUAAAUCUUAUAAAAGAACUGUGACUGGAACUCAUCUGGUUCUCCCCAUAUGAGUGGUCUGCUUGUAGACUGGCUAAGUCCAUGAAAUUACUGUAAAUACCAACGUGUGCAUGGGUCAAUAGCUGUGGCCAUCUCAUAUCAAGGAAAGCCAAAUUCAUGACCAACAUCUCUGAAGCUUCAAGUAAGGUUCAUAUUUCUUUGAAUUACUCCUCAUGGGCCCACAGUAGGUUGUGCUGGGAAUUAUACAACACAUUGAUACUGAUGUAGUAUAGGUCUGUCUUAAUUUUCCUUAUUUCUACUUUGUUGGUUAGACCUAUAAAUAUUGACUGUUUUAUUUUCUUAUAAACCACUUAUGUUAUCAGCUUGUCAAUUAUGUUGUGUUUUCAGUGUCUAUUUAUCUAAACUGACCUAAUUUUAGUUGCACAUUUGUUUAGUUAUGGAAAAUCAUUACAGCUUCCAAGAAACUCACUGGCACUUUCCAUCAUUUAAGUAUUUUGUCAUUGUUACCUCAAUUAUAAAUAUUACAAAAAUUAAAAUUCUGGCAAUGAGAGUAUUUUUUUAUUAAAUGAUCAAGGAGCAAUGUCAGUAUAUAGUAGAAUAUUAAUCAAAUUAUAUCCUAAAAUGUAUAUUUUGCAUAAAAGAGAUAUUCUUCAAUCAAUUACUUUUUUGUGACUUUGUGGCAAAUGAAGCUUGUAUCGUCUUUAAAACUGUUGUAGUUGAAACUGUAUAAGAAUUUUUCAUCUUGCUUAAUCAAUAUUUACAGAAUCUAUUAGUUCCCCUGGGAUUCUGAAUAUUAUAUAUAUAAAACCUAAUUAUGAACCCCUGUAUCGUGGACCUUUGUGAACAUUUCAAGGUGCAUGCCCAACCUUGGUGAUGAUGGAUGUAAAUGUAACUAACUGAAAUGAAGAAUAAAAGGCAAAUGAGCUAGGGAUAAACUUGAAUUCUAUCUGAUUAAAUUAUUCAUAUUCUUU